Molecule: messenger RNA, 879 nt
Organism: Knipowitschia caucasica
Lineage: Eukaryota; Metazoa; Chordata; Actinopteri; Gobiiformes; Gobiidae
Source: the annotation of a GenBank genome assembly
AUGGCGUUGCAAUGUUUACCAUCCCUGAGGUCGCACAAGCAGUUCCUGGCUGGAGAGAAGCUCUUCAACAGUGCCACCUGCUGGAAACUGGAGAUGGGACUGCUGGUCAACUGCGGGGGUAACCAGCCAGACCGACAUGAAAGGAUGAGGAUGUCCCCGAUGGUCCUGAAAUUGGAGCCAAAGCUGCCGAUUGACUGCCUGUUGGGAACGAUGGAAACCACAGAAGAGUGGACCUAUAACCAUCGAGAUGCCAUUGAACACAUCUUCCAAGAUGCAAGAAAUAAAUUACAACAUGCCGCUACAAGACGAGCCAUACGUCACAAUGUCAAGUGGAACAUCAUCCUGUUGAAAGGACUCAAAUACUUGGGGAGCCUGGACCUCCUGCUAUGGACUAACGGGGAAACGCCACCGGCUUCUCCAAAACAAGUGGAAGACAAAGACAAGGACCAGUUUGAUGCUGUUGAUAUAGCGACGGAGAAGUUGAGCCAUCCGACAGCAAACAGAGCCAAGCCACCGCAGAGGAGGCCCCCCACGAACCCUGGCCCCGGAGUCCAGGAGACUGAGAGCGAUAAGACUGAAGCAGGAUCCACUCCGACAAAGCCAUCGGAACUCAAAAAGCCAACAGAAAGCACUCUGGCUUCCCCUGCCAAACCCGACCAGCCUCCCAGAAGCCCUCCUCCAGCACGUCCCGCUCCUCCCAAAGUCCUGCUGGAGGGAAAAGCAUCGUGUGCGAAAGACAAGCCCAGUGUGGAGAGUCUGCAGGUGGAGGUGCAGGAGCUGAGGGCGGCGCUGGAGCUGCUGCAGACGCAAUACAACCCUCUUUAUUCCUGGGAAGAACCACUGGCUCUGUUCCUCAGACUGGAUCUGCUGAAGCUCUGA